AUGGGAGAUCAGUACCUUCCACACUAUUCGAACUGGAUUGAUGGCGCCUACUCUCCACCAUCGUUCUUUGACAUAAAAGUUAUCAACCCAGCAACCGAAGAAAUCAUAGCUACCGUCGAAGCCACAACUCGCAGUGGAGUGCAAGACAUCGUCUCUAAAUCAUGGCAGAACUUCAACGAGGGCACAUGGUCCAAAGCAGAUGCCUCGGACCGAUUCGCCGUCUUAUCAAAAGCCGCUGCACUAUUACGUGCCCGCAUCCAAGAAUUCGUUCACUUGGAAGUCCAGCAGACAGGUCGCCCCAUUCGCGAAAUGCGUGCCCAGUUAGCACGUAUCCCCGAAUGGUUGGAAUAUUUUGCUAGCCUGGCGCGAACUCAAGAAGGUGCUGUGACACCGUUCAAGGGCCCUGUUGUCAACACUUUGACUCGUUUACCGUUAGGUGUUGUGGCUCUGAUCACGCCUUGGAAUCAUCCGUUAUUGAUCAGCAUGAAGAAAAUAGGUGCAGCGCUUGCGGCUGGGAAUGUGGUCAUUGUUAAGCCUUCUGAACUGGCUCCGGUAUCCAUACUUAAAUUAGGGGCAAUUUUCAAAGAGGCUGGUUUACCAGAUGGGACGUUACAGAUCAUUUCGGGAUAUGGUCGAGAAACAGGGAAAUACCUAUGCGAGACACCUACAUUAUCUAAAAUCGAUCUUACAGGGGGUCUGGCUACAUAUCAGGCUAUUGCGCCGUCGGCAUCGUUGAACAUGAUCCCCAUCACAGCGGAAUUGGGAGGCAAAGCACCCGUCUGCAUCUUCGAGUCAAUGAAUGUUGAGCAUGCCGUCAAAGCGGCGCUAUUUGCUAGUUUCAUUGCUAGUGGGCAGACCUGUGUGACUGGGAGCCGACUCCUCGUCCAUACAGAUAUAUACGAUGCCUUCGUGGAGUUGCUGGUCAAGAGGACAAAGGCAUUGCGGCUAGGCGACCCGACCGAUUCCCAAACACAAAUCGGCGCAGUCAUCAACAAAGCCGCCGUCGAAAGAUGCGCAGCAUUUGUCUCGCGAGCAAUAACUGAAGAAGAGGGCGGGAAACUACUGUGUGGUGGGAAGCCAGCCAGCCUUCAAGACAAGGGCUACUUUUUUGAGCCAACUCUCAUCGAGACACACGCUAAAUCAGACCUCUCAUGUAACGAAGUCUUUGGUCCCGUCAUUGCCAUCAUUCGCUGCAAAUCAGAAUCCGAGAUUGUUAAUAUUGCGAAUGGCACGAAUUACGCUUUGGGUGCUUCUAUCUGGACUCAAGACUUUACGCAGGCCCAUCGCGUUGCAGGUAAAAUUGAGGCUGGUAUUGUUUGGGUAAACGGACAUCAUCUUAAUGAUCCUUCAUCUCCCUGGGGUGGAUUCAAGGAGAGUGGCAUGGGAAAAGAGAAUGGGCGGGAGGCGUAUGAGAGUUAUACGAAGGUGAAGAGUAUUGUUUAUAACUACGGGGUUUUGCCGACAUGGUUUGAUGAUGAGGUAGCAAAUGCUCGGUACGGAUAA
Talaromyces amestolkiae is the source of this 1503-nucleotide messenger RNA. RefSeq lists its product as uncharacterized. Gene Ontology annotation, molecular function: aldehyde dehydrogenase (NAD+) activity. Bases 1 to 1503 code for a protein of 500 amino acids. NCBI's taxonomy places the organism in Eukaryota, Fungi, Ascomycota, Eurotiomycetes, Eurotiales, Trichocomaceae. The transcript has a single exon. The record is from RefSeq and is a predicted model, not a curated record.